Molecule: messenger RNA, 6953 nt
Organism: Dermacentor albipictus
Lineage: Eukaryota; Metazoa; Arthropoda; Arachnida; Ixodida; Ixodidae
Product: fatty acid synthase-like
Biological process (GO): fatty acid biosynthetic process
Molecular function (GO): phosphopantetheine binding; 3-oxoacyl-[acyl-carrier-protein] synthase activity; oxidoreductase activity
Source: RefSeq, a predicted model, not a curated record
AUGUCGGACGAAGACAUUGUGAUCACGGGCUUCUCGGCCCGCUUCCCCCAAGCUGAUCACCUGGCUGAAUUCAAGGAGAAGCUCUACGCGGGGGUCGAUAUGGUCACAGUGGAUGACUCACGCUGGCCUCCAGGUCACUGGGAUGUACCAGAGCGACAUGGCAAGAUCCGCGACCUGUCCCGCUUCGACGCACAGUUCUUUAGCACGCACCCGAAGCAGGCUCAGUUACUGGAUCCUCAGAUUCGACUCCUGUUGGAGACGUCGUACGAGGCCAUCGUGGAUGCGGGCUACGAUCCGGACAGCCUCCGUGGAAGCAACAUCGGCGUAUUCGUGGGUGUUACCGCCUGCGAAACUGGUGACGUCUUGAGAGCAAACGCACACAACGCAGACGAGACGGACGCCUACGGACUGCUCGCGUGCUGCCACUCCAUGUUCGCGAACCGGAUAUCGUACGGGCUGGACUUCCACGGCCCGAGCGUCGCCGUAGACACGGCCUGUUCGUCCACGAUGACUGCGCUGCACGAGGCCCUGCUGGCGCUGAGGUCGGGGCGCUGCCAAGCGGCCAUCGUGGGCGGAAGCAACGUCACGCUGGGGCCCUUACUGACUCGAAGCUACCAGCGGCUCGGUUUGCUCUCGCUGGACGGAAAGUGCAAGGUCUUCGACUCCGAUGGCAAUGGCUUCGUCCGCAGCGAGACUGUCGGCGCAUUCUUCCUCCAGAGGUCGUCCGACGCCCGCCGGGUGUACGCCAAGGUCGUCAAUGUCCAAAGCAACGCGGACGGAUACAAAGUUGAAGGAGUCACUUUUCCUUCGAGAAAGGCGCAGGAAGACCUGCUGCUUGACUGCUAUGAAAAGAGCAAUGUCGAUCCACUCAAAGUCGCGUACAUAGAGGCUCACGGCACUGGGACCAAGGCGGGUGAUGUCGAGGAGUUGGCUGCCAUCAGCGCAGUGUUCUGCAAGCCGGGACGCCAGAUGCCGUUGAUGGUCGGCUCCAUCAAAAGCAACAUGGGACACGCCGAAGGCGCCUCUGGUGUGCCCUCGGUGGCAAAAGUUAUCCUGACCAUGGAGACUGGCAUGAUCGCGGCCAACCUGCACUUCAAGAAUCCCAAUGCCAACAUACCGUCCCUUCACGACGGCAGCAUCCGUGUCGUCGACGAGCACAUGCGUUUCCCGGGUGGUCCCGUAGGCAUCGACUCGUUCGGCUUCGGAGGUGCCAACGCGCACGCGAUCCUGGAAGCCAGAACCGGGCCACACGUGGACAGCAUUGCCCGCGAGAAGCCUCAGAUUCAGAGGCUCGUUCUCCUCGCCGGAAGGACUGAGCAGUCCCUGAAGGCAACGCUCGACCGGAUGGACGCGGAUGGACCAUACCCGGAUUCCGCGUACGCACUCCUGAACCGGGUCGGACAGCCAAGCGUCAAGAGGUUCCCUUACCGCGGCUUCGCGAUAGUUCCGGUGGACCAGUCCGAGAAAGAGGUCGUCAAGGUGGUCCAGGAGGCGCCGCUCGAGAAGCGGCCGCUGUGGUUCGUGUUCACCGGCUUGGGCUGCCAGUGGAAGGGCAUGGCGCGGCAGAUGAUGCACUUCGACGUGUUCGCCCGCUCCAUCCGCAAAUCUCACCAGGUGCUCGAGCCGCUUGGCGUCUCCCUGGUCCACUUGGUGACCGACGAGAGCGCUUGCGACCAGACAGUCGUUUCGACACUGGUGUCCAUAGCCGCAAUUCAGGUAGCGCUCGUUGACACGCUGAACACAGUGGGCGUGCGUCCCGACGGCAUCGUGGGACACUCGAUGGGAGAGAUUGGCAGCGCCUACGCCGAUGGCUGCCUGACCGCCGAGCAGACGGUGUUGUGCGCUUACUGGCGAGGCCGCUGCGUGGAGCUGGGAAGCCUGCCCAGAGGAGCUAUGGCCGCUGUUGGGCUUACCUGGAAAGAAGCUGCGAAACGCUGUCCCGACGACGUGUACCCUGCUUGCCACAACGCCGAGGACUCCGUGACCAUAUCUGGCCUCGCCGAAGCAGUAGCCAAAGUGGUUGCAGAACUGAAGUCCGAGAACGUGUUUGCCCGCGAAGUGGACAGUCACGCCAUUGCCUUCCACUGCAAGCACGUAGACAGCGUCGGACCUGCACUUCGCAGUGCUCUCGGCAAGAUAAUCCCGGCACCUAAGCGACGGAGCAGACGCUGGAUCAGCUCGUCAGUGCCACAGAGUCGCUGGCAUGAGCCCCUGGCGCAACUCUGCUCGGCCGAAUACCAGACCAACAACUUGCUGUCACCGGUGCUCUUCUGCGAGGCCCUCGAGCACGUGCCCAGAAACGCCGUCCUGGUCGAGAUCGCACCGCAUUGCCUCCUGCAGGCCAUACUACGGCGUGCAGUAGGCCCCGACGCCAGCUGUCUGGGCCUCAUGAAGCGGGACGCCGACAACCUGGAGUAUUUCCUGUGCUCGUUGGGCAAACUUCACACUCUAGGCUUCCAGGUGGACCUGUCUCCGCUCUACCCGCCGGUGCCGUGGCCGGUACCGCGCGGCACUCCCAACAUCGCACAUUUGGUCAGCUGGGACCACUCUCAGACAUGGAGCGUCGUCAACUGGAAGGAUUUCCCUACAUCGUCACAGGCGAUGGCCGAAGAGAUAGUGGAAAUCGACCUGGAGGCCAACGAGACGGACAAGUACCUAAGUGGACACCAGCCAGACGGUCGCGUGCUCUUUUCUGUGGCGGGCUUCUUGGUGCUAGUCUGGAAGUCGGUGGCCAGGCGCUACGGAAAGCCAUUGGACCAGGUUCCAGUGGCGUUCGAGGAUGUUUCUCUCCAUCGGGCUGUCAUACUGCCGACAAGCGGACGGGUUCGCGUCCUGGUGAACGUCAUGUGGCUGACGGGCCAGUUUGAAGUCGGCGAAGGUGGCACUGUGGUGGCGACCGGUCGGGUUUGCGCAGCAGAAGAAGGCGAGAAGCUGCUCGACGAUGGCCCGCCGAGCAGGGCAGCCGAGACGGUCGCCUACGAUCUGGAAGCUACGGACAUCUAUAAAGAACUCAGGCUUCGUGGUUACGACUAUCGAGGAGCCUUCCGGGGCAUCCUCAAGGCCGACACGCAAAGAACCUGUGGAAAACUAAUGUGGGAGAAUAACUGGGUCACCUUUAUCGACACCAUGCUUCAGUUCUGCGUCCUCACCUCCCCCCAGCGCUCCUUCGUGCAGCCCGUGUGGGUUCAGUCGUGCACCAUAGACCCACAGGUUCACGCACAAGUUGUGACAUCCACGAACGGUGAAGGAGUGGACGUGACCUACGAAAUUCACCGGAACACGUGCCGCGCCGGUGGCGUCGUCGUGAAAGGAUUCAAGACGAGCGUAGCCCAGCGGCGUCCCGUGCGGCAGACUCCGUUUCUCGAGGAGUACAGCUUCGUGCCUUACAGGGACGACGAUGCCGCCAAGGAGGAGCGAUAUUGCUCUGUACGCGAGUACGUCGACGUGUGCUCCGACGUUGCCCGCAGUAUGCUCGAAGAUCACGGAGAGAACGACACCGGAACGCACGGCUUCCAAGGCGGUUGCCGUGACCUGCCCGGAAGCGUGUGGAACGGAUACCUCGAGGACGCCGCUGAUAACCACGGCCUUCUGAAAGUCCUCCUUCUUGUCCGUAAGGAAGCCAACUACUCCAAUUCCCUGUCAUCGUGCGUCCAGUCAUCGCUUGAAGGUCAGAAGCAGUGCUUGGAGAGAGACAUCCUUAACACGGCGCUAUUUGGAGAAGACCCUUUAAGGAGCCUUCUUGACGUCGUCCUGGAGAAUACGGCUUCUAAAAGGCUCCGAGUUCUGGAGCUAGCUUGUGGUGAAAAUCCGUCGCUCAUCGCAUCUUGGGUUCUCCAAUUGCUCCCGCUACACGACUUCCGACCUAAUGUGGAAUAUUCCGUGCCCCAUUCUUCAUUAGAGAAACUAACACCAGAGCAGGUACCAAAAGGCGUCAGCACAAUCACUUGGGACACAUCAUCUAUAUCAAAGCGAACUCUGCAGGAAGCCGACCUAGUGAUUGUGGCUCGUAGUGUAGUCGACGUCUACGAUGAUAUUAGUACCUUGGCCAAUCAGUUGUCUGAGUGCAAGGAACUCGGUUUCGUUCUAUUGUCGCAAAGGACGGCAAUUACGCCGGCCGAGGCAUUUCUCUGGUCUAUGGGUGGCACUGUUUUUCGCACGUAUUCGGACGAGGAGGUUGUCUCUGUGUUCAAGGCUUACGGAUUGCUGCUCGUGGGCCUCAAAUCGAACAAGUUAUCUUCGCUGCUUCUGUUUAGAAAGCGUUCAGCAGUCUCGGACCUCAGCAAGCAGGACGUGGUAAAGGUUAAGAACAAUGAAUUCGGAUGGGUCGAGACGCUAAAGGCGAAAACAGUGCAGUACGACUCCAUGUCGGCCGGAGAGAACAUCUGGAUUCUCGCCGAUGAUGCUGGCACCAGUGGCAUCGUUGGCUUCAUCAACUGCCUUCGGCAGGAAACCGGCGGAUGCCACAUAAGGUGUGUGUUCGAUGCGAGCACCAGUGGUUCAAACGAGGUCUUCGACUUCAGCCCCAGUAAUCCAAAGUAUGCGGACAUUUUUGAGCAAGACCUGGUGAUGAAUGUGUACUGCCGUGGGCAGUGGGGAUCGUACAGGCACCUGUCCCUAUAUUCCGAUGGCCUGCAGAGGACAACUACGGAGUUCGCCUUCCUAAGCAUCCAGACACGAGGCGACUUGUCCAGCUUGGACUGGUACGAAUCUCCGCUCAAGUAUGCGUCCCCCUCCAGCAGAACUCUCGAAGACAGAAGGCUGUGUGAUGUGUACUGUGCGGCGCUCAACUUCCAUGACGUGUUGCUGGCAACGGGAAAGAUUUCGCCAGAGCCUAUUUCAGGCAAACGGGCCUCUUUAGACUGCGCCAUGGGCUCCGAGUUCUCAGGUCGAGACAGCCAAGGUCGCCGGGUCAUGUGCUUGGUGCCAAGCCAGGCUAUAGCCACGCGGGCGAUUGCGGACCCGGAUUUCACUUGGGAGGUUCCCGAAACGUGGAGCUUCAAGGACGCCUGCACCGUUCCGAUGGCGUACUCGACCGCCUACUACGCGCUGAUAAUGCGAAGUAACAUGCGGCCUGGCGAGUCAGUCCUGGUCCACUCCGGCAGCGGAGCCGUCGGACAGGCAGCCAUCGCCAUCGCCCUGUCCAUGGGGUGCACCGCCUUCACCACCGUCGGUUCUACGGAGAAGCGCGAGUUUCUCAAGCGCCGGUUCCCGCAGCUGCAAGACAGACACUUCGCCAGCUCACGCGACCUCUCCUUCGAGGAGCACAUACUCGACGAGACCAAAGGCAGGGGAGUUGACCUUGUCCUCAACUCACUGCCCGAGGAGAAGCUACAGGCGAGCGUGCGUUGCCUGGCAGACCACGGCCGCUUCCUGCAGAUCUCGCACUUCGACGUGCCCAACAACUCACCCUUGGGCAUGUCCGGGUUCAUCCGGAAUUGCACGUUCCACGCCAUAACGUUGGACAAAGUGCUGCGCGACGAAAUCCACUUGGCCGCUGACAAGCGCCGCCUCGUCGAAAUGGUUCGCGAUGGCAUCGCUUCCGGAGUCGUCCGUCCUCUGAACACUCACCUGUUCGCGCGAGAGAAAGCCGAGGAAGCCUUCCGGUUUAUGGCUUCAGAGAAACACAUUGGAAAAGUUGUGAUAGAGAUCCGACCGGAGGACAGACAGCGGCCCACGGCCCCAGCAGUGCCGCUGACGGUAGAGGCCAUCGCGCGCCCCUGCUUCUUCGAACACAAGUCGUACGUGAUUGCCGGAGGGCUGGGCGGCGUCGGCCUGGAACUAGCUGACUGGAUGGUGACUCGCGGAUGCCGCAAGCUCCUGCUCACCUCCCGCUCUGGGCUCAGCACUGGGUACCAGAGGCUGUGCCUGGACCGCUGGCGCGGCGCUGGUGUCGAGGUGCUCGACAGGAAGGCCGACGUCGCGUCCAGCGAAGGAGUUCGGGCGCUCAUCGAAGAAGCCGCGUCCAUGGGACCAGUCGGUGGGAUAUUCAACCUCGCGAUGGUGCUUCGCGAUGCUCUCCUGGAAAACCAGACGGUCGACAAGUUUGAAGCAGUGUGCGAGCCAAAGGCAGCUGGCACGCAGCUGCUUGAUAAGCUGUCGCGGCAACUGUGCCCGGAGCUCGACCACUUCGUCGUCUUCUCGUCCAACUCCUGCGGGCGCGGCAACAUCGGCCAGACAAACUACGGCUACGCCAACUCCGUCACGGAACGAAUCUGCGAGCGCCGUGUCGCUGACGGAAUUCCCGGGUUGGCCGUUCAGUGGGGCCCCAUUGGUGACGUGGGAGUGGGCAGCGACACCACGUGGGACGAAGCGGCUUUCGGUGGCAGCACGCCGCAAGAAAUCAGGUCUUGCUUGGCCGUGAUGGACCAGUUCCUGAGCCAGAGACACCCGGUGGUCUCCAGCUUGGUGAGGCCACACCAGCCCCGGAAGUUGGACGGCGAGGAAAAGCAGGGCCUCUUGCAUUCUGUCGCUCGCAUACUCGGUGUCAAGGAUACGUCGAGCCUGAACCCGAACAUCAGCCUUGGUGAGCUGGCCAUCGACUCUCUGAUGAGCGUCGAGGUGAAGCAAACCUUGGAGCGGGAAUGCGACCUCACUCUUCCCAUGCAAAAGAUUCGGCAACUCACAAUCGCCCAGAUUCAAGGUAUCAGUGAAGGAAGAAGAGACGCUUCAACCACGUAUGAAUCCCUUAGUGAAGUAAAAGGAGCAAAAGAGCUUCGACGGCAAGCGCAAAGGUCACCGUAGUGGAAGGCAAUCAUCAAGGCAUUCUGCGUGGACAAGGCGUUCAGCAGCACGCGGCAACCACCAGUGGGCAGUGACAACAGUGCUCCUCGCUGACGGAAAAGGCCGUCACGAAGAGCUAGACUUAAGUAGCCCACACUCAAAAAGAGCGAUUUUAUAAGCUUGAAAAAUAAGGAAAUAAAGUCACCGAAAGACAAUAAUUUUUUUUUGUCUUU